AAAAUAAAUAGUUUCAAAAAAAGCAAAAGUAACAAAAAAAAAAAAACAACCAUUACAAAUAAAUAAAAAACAAAAAAAAAAUAAUUUAGCUAUGGAAAACCUAGACGCCACCAUAGAUAGCAUGGAGAACAGUCGGUUUGCAGCGCUCUACGGGAGUUUGAUCAAGGAGUUAACCCUAACUUCGGAGUUGUCCCAGACGGACAUCACCUGUUUGCUCGUCGUUUAUUACAAGUUCUCAAAGGCCAACGGACCGCAGUGCAAGCAGAUGACGAAGAAGCAGUUCUAUCAGAUCUUCUUGGUGCUCUUCAACGUGGCCAGUGUCCAGGUGAUCGAACGCACUCUGCUCGCCAUCACAAAGGAUACGAAGUAUGUCAGUCCCAGGGCCUGGAUUCACCUCUUCCAUCUCUACACAACCAAUGACAUUCAUGUGCGAAUGCGAUUUGCCUUCGAGGUCUAUGAUACCAAAGGCACUGGCGUUAUUGAUCGCGAGCAAGUUGGCACGGCUUGCGAAAAAUUUUUUUACGGCGAAGACGAAGAUGAACUUAACGAACUUAAGGCGGACAUGACCGAGUUCCUCAUGAAGAAGUUUGAUCUGGACAAGGACGGAGUCAUUUCCUACGAGGACUAUUCUACUGUCGUGGAACAGCAGCCAAUUUUAGUGGAGUUCUUAGGUUGGUUAUUUCCAUCAAAGGAGGACAAAAAUCUUAUGGCCCAUUGUAUUAACCUGCAACUUAAAAUGAAUUAAAGAUGAUAUUGGUGGUCUGGAAAAA
Drosophila sechellia is the source of this 770-nucleotide messenger RNA. RefSeq names its product solwind (gene sowi). Lineage: Eukaryota; Metazoa; Arthropoda; Insecta; Diptera; Drosophilidae. The record is from RefSeq and is a predicted model, not a curated record. Gene Ontology annotation, molecular function: calcium ion binding. Bases 92 to 745 code for a protein of 217 amino acids. The transcript is spliced from 3 exons.